Molecule: messenger RNA, 3521 nt
Organism: Canis lupus familiaris (dog)
Lineage: Eukaryota; Metazoa; Chordata; Mammalia; Carnivora; Canidae
Gene: P2RY8
Product: P2Y receptor family member 8
Exons: 2
Coding region: 231-1307 (358 amino acids)
Biological process (GO): blood coagulation; thrombin-activated receptor signaling pathway; phospholipase C-activating G protein-coupled receptor signaling pathway
Cellular component (GO): membrane
Molecular function (GO): thrombin-activated receptor activity; G protein-coupled purinergic nucleotide receptor activity
Source: RefSeq, a predicted model, not a curated record
ACAAGCUGCCGUUAGCAGCAGCCGGCUGGGUCCCCCCCGGGAGGAUUAGGGACCCUGUCGCAGUCUCUGGGGGGGACGGACAGCAGGGCCCAGUGGCCACGCGUCCUUCUGCAAGGUGACAGCCGCCUCUGCAGCUGCCGGAGGGUCCGCAGCGCUCGGUGCACACAAGCCCCACGGGGUCAGCUCGCCCAGGACUGUCGCCACCCGCGUCCCGCGGCACCGGCGCCACCAUGGACAUGAACGUGUCGGGGCCGGACAACGCCACCAUCCUGAUGCUGCGCGACCCCGUCAUCGCGGUGGCCCUGCCCGUGGUGUACUCGCUGGUGGCGGUGGUCAGCAUCCCGGGCAACCUGUUCUCGCUGUGGGUGCUGUGCCGGCACAUCGGGCCCAAGUCCCCGUCCGUGGUGUUCAUGAUCAACCUGAGCGUCACGGACCUGAUGCUGGCCAGCGUGCUGCCCUUCCAGAUCUACUACCACCGCAACGGCAACCACUGGGUGUUCGGCGAGGUGCUGUGCAACGUGGUCACCGUGGUCUUCUACGCCAACAUGUACUCGUCCAUCCUCACCAUGACGUGCAUCAGCGUGGAGCGCUUCCUGGGCGUCGUGUACCCGCUGGCCUCCGCGCCCUGGCGCCGCCGCCGCUACGCCGUGGCCGCCUGCGCCGCCGCGUGGCUGCUGCUCCUGGUGGCGCUGUCCCCGCUGGCGCGCACCGACCUCACCUACGCCGUGGAGGAGCUGGGCAUCGUCACCUGCUUCGACGUGCUCAAGUCCACCAUGCUGCCCAGCGUGGCCAUGUGGGCCAUCUUCCUCUUCACGCUCUUCAUCGUGCUCUUCUUCAUCCCCUUCGUGGUCACCGUGGCCUGCUACACGGCCACCAUCCUGACGCUGCUGCGCGCCUCCGACCCGCAGGGCCGCGGCCAGCGCCGCCGCGCCGUCAGCCUGGCCUUCGUGGUGCUGCUGGCCUUCGUCACCUGCUUCGCGCCCAACAACUUCGUGCUGCUGGUGCACAUGGUGAGCCGGCUCUUCCUGGGCCGCAGCUACUACCACGUGUACAAGCUCACGCUGUGCCUCAGCUGCGUCAACAACUGCCUGGACCCCUUCGUGUAUUACUUCGCCUCCCGCGAGUUCCAGCUGCGUCUGCGGCGCUACCUGGGCUACGGGCCGCUGCCGGCCACCUGCCGGGACGCGGGGCGCGACAGCCUGUUCUCGCCGCGGACGCUGUCGGCGCGCUCCAUGUCCAGCGGCCACGGCGACGGGCUGGAGGCUCCGGGCCGGCCGGCCCUCAGGAGGCAGGAGAGCGUGUUCUGAGCCCCGCGCCGCCCCCCCGGGGCUGCAGGUGCACACAGGCCGCCGCUGGGGGACGGGGCGCGCGGGGACGGACGGCGCUGCAGCGGUGCAGGACGCACGGUGCCGGCUCCCUGAUGCCCAGCACCCACCCUGACCACGCACUCAGCCGGCCCAUCCGGGUCCCCGGGGUCCCCAGCGUCCGCCGGCCUUGCUCUGUGCUCCUGCUGCUGGAGACCCUGGACAGCCUGGACCGCGUGUGCAGAGCAGCCUCAGUCAGUGUGCGUGACCCCAGACACGGGUAGACGUGCCCCUGUUGACCUCUGUGCUCCCGGAGCUCACCAGCACCCCCUCCCCGCGCUGCUAUGGCAAAGGGCCCCCCCGCCAGCCAGGAGCAACCACAAGGGCUUCCAAACGGGUUGGUGACUCUGGUUCCUCCAGGCUCACGUUCCCCAAAAUGUCACAACUCCCCACGUCCGCACACGGCGGGCAACCACGCAGGAGGCGCGGGUGGAGAGCCUCCGGCUGGAGCACAGGCUGCUGACGACGAGUUCCAUGAACAACGAUGGCCGGCUGCUGCCACCACUGGGGUCCCGGACAUCUCCAGGCCCCGAGGCGCCCUCCGGACGGUUCUCAGCCUCCUCCUCCCCCCGGGUGACAGCCGCUGAGCCACGUGCGAGUCCUCCCAGGGUGUGAGCUGACCUCGUGCACCUCGCCUCGCCCAAGGAGCCCUCUGGGACCCGGGCACCUGGCCAGACCACCGACCCUACAUGUAUGAGUGCCCAAGGCUCUCCGGGACCAAGUAGUGACCCCAAACCCGUGUCCGUCCAGGAGCUCAGAACGUGAUCUCCUGCAUCGGGGUGGCCCUAAAUCCAACGACAGGAAGAGACAGGAGAGGAGCUGCAGACGCAGAGGAGGAGCCCCGUGAGGGCGGAGGCGGAGACGGAAGGGACGCGGCCACCAACCCCGGGGAUGCCUGGGGCCCCAGGCACUGGAAGAGGCGGGAGGGACCCUCCCCGGAGCCCGUGGACCUCAGCGCUCUGGCCCCCCUGGACCUGAGAUGUCCAGUCUCCAGAGCUGGGACGGGAUGUGGUGUGCAGGGCUCUCCGGAAGAUGAGACAAGCCGUGGCCUCCGGGGUUGGCCUUCGUAACUCGCGGGGUGAAUGCGGGGCACAGAGCCUCCAGGAGGGUCCCCGGCGUGGUGGCACCGGAGAUGCCCCGUGCCCUCGAUGCCCUUCUGCACACGGUGACGUCCCCGCGUGGAGUCCAACGCCAUGCACACGCCGCCCUUCACAGGGCACCUGCUCCGGGGAGUAACCGGAGACGCACGCGCGGCUCCCGCGGGAGGAGAGUGUGGCCCUGGGACGAGACCCACGUUCCCACCCCUGCCCUGCGCCCCUGCAGGUUGAAAGUGGGCGAGCCCGGGCUGCGCGUGCCCCUGGGGCCUGAGACUCGGCUUUGGGGGCCUGUCGACACUGUCACCAUGGUCAUCACCCACCGCCUUGCACCCGGAAGGUCCCCGCCGGGGAUGGCAUCCAAGCCACUUGGUCCUGAAUGCCCAGCUGUGAGCACAGAGUCCGAGGCCACCAUAAGGACCCUUCGGAGAGACCCCUUGAGACUUACUUGCAGAGGCAUUUACCUGGGAGGGCUUGGGGGGGUGGGGGGAGGCCCAGGUGACUCCAAGAAGCCUGGCCUUAGCAACCUAGAUUCUGCGACCAAGUAAGCACGUCCCCCGACUGUCUUAAACCCUAGAAAGCAUCUUCGAGGCAGCAGCAUCCAGGGCCGGACGUCCUGAGCCAGCAGGACGCCCCCACCUGCGCUCUGGGCGUGGGCCUGGCCUGUCCGCUGCGCAGAAGCUGUGAGAACCUCAAAGCAGCCGCACGGAGUAGCUCACGGCGUGAACGGGAGGAAGCCCGUCUACAUAACAUCGUCCGCCGCUGCAGGAUGUCAGGGCCCCGAAGCCGUCGGGGGGACAGAGGGGACUGGCCCCGGGGUCACCGUCCUGCAAGCGGGCAGCGGCCGCAUUAGCUGGGGGACGGGGCCUCUUCCCAGCUGCAGAGGUCGCGGCUUCGUGCCACGGAGUCUGUGCUGGAGCCCGAAAUGCCAGGACGGGCCUUGCUGCUGGCUGGACACGCCGACCGCGUGUGCCUCGUGUGUGUGCGUAUGUGCGUGUGCGCCCCAGAAACUCCACCUGUCUGCCUGUUAAGUAUCAAAUAAAAGUAUGACGUGUUGGGGGUA